This is a messenger RNA of Acytostelium subglobosum LB1, 3465 nucleotides long. RefSeq lists its product as hypothetical. Bases 1 to 3465 code for a protein of 1154 amino acids. Gene Ontology annotation, biological process: cell projection assembly; cell morphogenesis; cell migration. The transcript has 4 exons. Lineage: Eukaryota; Evosea; Eumycetozoa; Acytosteliales; Acytosteliaceae. The record is from RefSeq and is a predicted model, not a curated record. Gene Ontology annotation, cellular component: SCAR complex.
AUGUCCAAUAAUAGCAAUAACGUCAACAAACUACCUGAUAGACUACAUGUUUUAUUGGAGAAUGGUGAACAGUUGUUGAGUCGACUUUAUGUUAGCAGGGGUCUGUUGGGCGGCGCAAAGACUCGCCCACUGUUUCUCUCCGAUGAGAAGGUGGGCCGUGCCAUCAAGAACUUGAUGUCCAAGUUCCCAGACUUCCCGGAGCUCGACAGGGUCCAGGGCGCGGACCUGAUCACAUCGCGCGCUAAACAGUACAUGGAGGACUUGGAGCAGCACUACGAGACACUGGUCGACGCUUGUGAUUGGAAGGAGGCCACAUGCGCGCUCCUCCACGAGAUCGCCAACAACACCCUGGCGCUCAAGUUCACCGCGUCCAUCCAACUGUCGUCCAGGUUCAUGGAGUUGGUCGUGCUCUUUGCCAAGCUGCACAUGCUGCUGGCGCAUCUGGCCGACCGCCGCACUGUCCUCGCCGUCUACGCGCGUCUCUUCCAGCACACGCGAUCACAGGUGGAGCCCAACUACUCGCGACUAUCACGCUGGAUCAUCGAGUCGGACCUGCCCGUCAAGCGCAUCCAGGACGAUCUCAAGGGUCUAAACGACGCCAUUGGACACACACUACUCUCAGUCGAGGCCACAUACUCCAAGCGCAGACUAAUCACUCAGUUGCGUCGCGAUGGCGCACUCAACCUCAUUCUCAAGCCAGAGGACAUUGCUCGUCCCAUCCAGGAUCAAUACCGCACCGACCUGACCUUUGCCUCACGCGUCUACCAAUGGGUCAUCUUUGGAUACCUCAUCGCGCCUGGCGCACUCACCACCCCCAACACCAUCGAACUCCUCAAGGCAGCCCUUUCCGAAGGCUUCAACCUACCCGUCUACAGAGAGAUAAGCUAUGCUAUUCAUAAUGAGUUCAGCGCAUUGUUCAAGAACUAUAAGAGCAAGACAGUGCAACUGCAGAAACAAAAGAAGAUUAUAAAGGAUGCAGCACAGGCCUCAACACAGGACGCACCAAGAAGACAUUAUGAGAAGCGUAUCUAUCUUAGACAGGAGUUGGAUGCUAUGUGGAACCUGUUCAGAGACAAGCCAUGUCUGCUAGCGCCCAAGAUCAAUGUGUUGCUGGCUGCACUCUCCAUGGCCAAGGAAGAGGUACUGUGGUACUUCCGUCAUCUUGACGCUGUUCCACCCGAGAAAGUCAAGAAGUACUACAACAAACAGAACGACAUCAUUGACAGACGCAUCCCAUCUCUCGUCAGUGUGAUGACACACCUCGUAGACCUCGUUAGGAUACACAAGAGCACAAUCCAGAACUAUUAUGUAGAAUACAUGGCUGGCGCAGACUCACUGGGACUGACAAGGGUGCUCACACCAAUGAUGAUGCAGUCAGCUGGUCCACAGAUCUCCAAUCUAUUAUCAAACAUCACUUAUGAGUUGCAAAACAUCUCGGUUGGCAGUGGCGCAGAGUAUAACUUCAACUCGCUGCGUGACAAUUGGUGCCGCACUGAGUACCUCCUCUUCUCCAGCUCGUGCCUUCUGCCCGAGUCCGAGUCAACACAGAUCAGCAGCCGUCUCAACCUCAUCUAUAUCCACUCAAAGAAUGUCGAUCAGCUGGACGCGAUGCUCGAGGAAUACUCAUCACUGGUCAGCCUGUGGCCCUACAAGGAGCAGGUGGCCCAGGUGUUUGAACAGGUGAUCAAUGAUGCCACCGACCAGCCAGCACAGGCCAUGGUAUUCUUGAAGCUCCUGGCACAGUUCCCAUCGGGCGUUGCGACGCCCUUUUACCCCGAGGAGAAGGAGGCCAUUGGCAAGGAGUGUGUGGACAUGGCCACCAACUUCCUCAACAAGCUGUCAUCGCGUAUUGUGUCGGUGCUGUACUCGACCAUGAACGCUCAGUACCAGAGCAACGAGCAGCAGCUCAGAGACGUCAACGCCGCAUUCCCAUUGCUGCAGAAGCGCAAGGAUUGGAAGCCGCCCAAGGACUUUAUCACGCCAGUCGAGCCAGGCUCAGAGUCGCAGUAUCGCUCACGCGCAACUAUCGAGCAGCUGCGUCUGCACGAGAAGAACAUCUUCCAGCUAUGCAACUCUCUCAACGAGUUCCUGGACAUCACGAUCUACGACCGCAUCAUCGUGCCGCGCGAGUUCCUGCGCGACCGUCUUGGUGCCAUGCUCAAGCAGUACAUGCGCCAGACGCUGGCUCCCACCGUGCCCACCGACCUGUCCACAACUAUCAGGCCGGCCACAUUUGAGAGCCAGCUUCAGGUGUUCCUGGGUGUGAUGGUGAUAGUCGAGAACUUUGUCGACAUUGACAUUGGUGAUCUGAUCCGCGAGACCCUGCUCGGCGAGUUCUACGCCAAGGUGAUGGGCAAGGUGGGCCGCAUCGACUGGUUCCCCGACGGAGAGAUUGAGUAUGGCGACUCGGCCAUCCACUACUACACCAACUACUACGUCGACUUUGUCAAGAAGUCCACGCAGUUGGGCCACGUGUAUUCACCAGGACGUCAGGGCUUCCUCUCGCGUCCAGGUAUGCAGAACAAGGCAGAGGAUCACAACGACUACACAGAGAUAAUGGCACUCACCAACACGAUUGGCGCAUAUGGAGUCAAGCUGAUCGAGCGUGAGCUACUUCGCACCGUGCUGGCCAGCGCCUCAAGCAUCAAGGAUAUCCUUACGGCCAAUCUGCCGCUGUUGGAGGAGUACGCCACAUGCUUCCACAAGCCCAAGGGUGUCGACCACAUCAAGCGAUUCAAGCAGGCCGACAUUGAUAACUUUGUCACUCGUGCGAUGAUCAUUGGUAAUGCGCUCAGUCUGAGGUCGAUGAUGCGUCGCUCAGUCGAUCAGAACAACCGUGAGGCCGUGCCCUACAUCCAAAAGACCGUCGAGACGGGCUACGAAGAGUACAACCGCAACACAUUCAUGUUCCCCGAGUUCCUGGGCGUGGACGCUCUGGCGCUCGACGCCGGCCUCAACGUGGGCGUGGCCGAUCAGUAUCUCAAGGUGUUCCUGAAGAAGAUAUGCGCGGGCACUGACAACGACAGGAAGCUGUGGGACAUGCUGCCCGUGAUGUUUGCCGUGGCAUUCAACAGCACUCAGUGGAAGGAGGCCAUAUUCCGUCCAUCGAUCGAGGGCUACAACAACAACAUUCACGUGCUGGCCGUCACCAUCAGUGAUCUGCUCAUCGCAUUUGGUGCCAUCAACAAUGCCAGCGCCAACGAGGCUGACAUAGUCAACAGCUUGCAUCGCUUCCUAGAGAUCUCGUCCGUUCACCUCUUGCGCAUGUUCUCCUCGCAUCAAAAACAUUUGCCCAACGACCCAGCAUCAGUAUUGGUAUUCCUGGACAAGUUCACUGAGUACUGUCCAUUGCUCAACAAGGAUAUGCUCGAGCAGUACCUUCCAUACACAUUGAUCAGGAACAUGUAUAAGGAUAUCUACGAACUAAGAGUUGUCAAACAAGGUGAUAACUCUGAUAGCUUCUAA